Molecule: messenger RNA, 1755 nt
Organism: Macrosiphum euphorbiae (potato aphid)
Lineage: Eukaryota; Metazoa; Arthropoda; Insecta; Hemiptera; Aphididae
Source: the annotation of a GenBank genome assembly
AUGUUUUUAAGAGAAAGUCUUAAUGUAAACUCUCAGACUCUCACUUAUUGUGGAUUGGAAGAUUUUGGCGGAGAAGUAGAUUCUUCUGAAUUAAAAGCUAAUCAUGCAUUAGUUUUUAUGUUCCAAAGUUUAGCUCUAAAUUUUACUCAACCUAUUGCAGUUUUUGCAUCUCAUGGUCCAGUUAAAGGUUUGGUUUUGGCCCAAUUGGUCAUUAAAGCAAUAUGCUUGUUGGAAAAUAUUGGAUGUAGAGUUGAAGGUGUGGUUUCAGAUGGGGCUUCAACCAACCGAAAAUUAUGGGUCGAACUUGGUAUAAGUGGUCAAAAGGAUAAUGUGUCUAAUUCAUUCCAAAACCCCUUAGACCCUAAACGACAAAUUUUUAUGUUUGCCGAUGCUCCCCAUCUCAUAAAAAAUGUUAGAAACAGACUCUAUAAUAAAAAGAGUUUAAGGGAAUCUCCCGAAAAGGCAUUUAUAAGAUGGUCUCAUUAUCAAGAUGUCUACAAUAAUGAUGUAAAUAGAAAUUUAAAUUCUCCAACAAGGGUCUGUCCUAAAAUUUCAUUAAGGCACAUAGAAGUUGAUGGGUUUAGUAAAAUGAGUGUCAAGUUAGCAACUCAGAUUUUUAGUGAUUCUAUGGCCAAGGGCAUAGAAUUCUACAGAGAGUAUGUUGGAAUUGAAUCUUUAAAAAAUAGUUAUGAAACACAAAUUUUUACUGACCGUUUCAAUAAACUUUUUGAUGUAUUUAAUAGAAAGCACCCUGGAGAAGGAAUAAAAAAAAAUAGUCUUGAUUUUCAGGUGUUAGAAGAUAAUCUAGUUUGGUUAAACCGUUGGGAAGAACAAGUAGAAACUAAAAAAAUAACCAAAGAUGAAUAUUUGACUCAAAACACUGCUGAUGGAUUACGUGUUACCAUUAAAUCAACAUUAGAACUGACAAAAUAUCUUUUAGAUAAAUGUGGAUUUAAAUAUGUUCUAACCUGCAAAACGAAUCAAGAUCGUGUAGAGCAAUUUUUUGGUAUGACUAGACAGGCUUCUGGACCUAAUGAGCACCCUAGUACACCCACAUUUCUCCAAGUGUAUAAAAUGUUAUCUAUCUAUUCUUUAUUAAAACCACCAAAAACUGGAAAUUGUAAAGUUUUAGAGCAAAAUACACAACAAACAAUUACAAUUAAUGAUUUUAAGUCUACUAUAAAUAUUGAGAAUGUUUCAGAGAGAAUUGAAAAAAUUGAAACCUUAAAAAAAAAACUUGACUCCUUAAUAAUAAAUGAUGUAGAUGUAGAUGAUAUAUUUGAUGGUAAUAUACAUAAUUAUUACAAGGCAAAUGUUGAAGACUGUGUGUUAUAUUAUAUUUGUGGCUAUAUCACUAAAAAUCUCACAAAGCAAAUAAAAUGUAAAGAUUGCCUUACUGUAAUAACUGGUAAAAAAACGUACUCCGAUAAACCUGAAGCUACAUUUCUCAAUAUAAAAUCACGGGGAGGUUUGACUUAUCCAAAUGAAUUCAUUUUUAGAUUGUUGACGGCAGUCGAAAAUUCAUUUGCAAAACAUUGCGAAAAUAAUAAUGUUUUUUUAUUAACAAUUGAUGACUUUUUCAAUAAUAAUAAGUCUAUUGGUUUCCCUUGCAAAAUACACAAGAAAGAAGUCCUGUCACACAUUAUUUCAAAUUUUAUAAUUAUGAGGAUGAGACAGUAUUCCCUAAUUAAUAAUAAAAAUAAACCAAAAAUGAAUGCAAAAAAAAAAAAGUUUGCUAAAUUGGUUAACACUUAA